GACUGCAACACUAAACUAGCAUUCUUCAUUUGAAGCAUAUGUUGAAAUCAACUGACUCCAAAACUUCCAGCAACUUAGAGCACAUAUGUUAACUUAAUUUGGUGAAUCAAAGUUUUCUUUGUCAAUUGCAUAAUUAUUAUCUCUUUUGCACUUGGAACUAAGAUCCAUGUUAGUUAAAUCCUUUCUCUUUGCAAAACAUAUAUACACAAAUGGAAUUCAUUUUUGGUUGCAGGCAUGGAACUACUUUUCCCUUGUAAUAACAUAUACACCAUUGGCCUUGAAACACCAAACAGAGCCUCAUCUAAGAAUCAAGCAAUAGCAGAGGAAUGGAAUGAAAGUAGCUUCCCCAAGCGAAAGAUGAUUCUGAAUGUUCUUGGAGGUGCUCAGUUUUAAUCAAUUAGGAACAUACCUUGUAUCUCUCAUUUGUUACUUUGAAGGAAAACUGUUGCAGGUAAAAACCAAACCAAAGUUCAUACUAGUUAUACUUCAUUUAAAGGGCAUAUGCAUUUUCAAUUCCUUGGCAUCAACUACAUAAUUUUAUAGAUUCGAAUUCUGGUAUACGAUCUCUGUUUGUUUCUCAUCAUUAAUUUUUAUUACUAUGUAUCAUUUGUUACUUCAGUUGAAUUAUAUCUGAUUCAGAAGAUUUUGUUCAAGUGUUUAAAUUUAAGAAACAUAUAUCACUCCCAACGCAGCUAAGAUUACUUCUUUUGAAAUUCAGAUAUGUAGAAGCAUUCCACCCACCAAGACGUGGAUAUGAGGAACAAGUUCAAGCUGAUUUAAUAGUAAGUUGCUCAGCUUGAAAGAUUAUGCAAAUCCUAGAUUAAUCUUUAACUUCAAGUUAAUAGGAAAGUUAACAAUGAUGAGAAGGGUUGGUUUCGCGCCACGUGUCAUUGCCUAUGAGUCGGAGCUUUACGGCGCCGUUUUGUUUUGAUUAGCUGUCGUUGAUCUGACGGCUGUAUUUUAUCGGGAAAAUUGUAAAUACGGCUGUGUUUUAUUGGCAAAAUUGUAAAGAAGGAUAGUGAGUUGGUUGCAAUUUCCAAUCGUGGACACAAAAUUAUGUUGUUUUCGAAAAAAUAUAGAACUAUUCAUUUU
Messenger RNA from Rubroshorea leprosula, 1092 nucleotides. NCBI's taxonomy places the organism in Eukaryota, Viridiplantae, Streptophyta, Magnoliopsida, Malvales, Dipterocarpaceae. The record is from the annotation of a GenBank genome assembly.